GUAGUCUCUCGAGUCCAACAGAUCGUUUUGGCUGCACAGCAGCGGCGGUGUAUACUCUCAGUUACAGCUCUGCUCGGUAUAGGCGUAUACUUUCGAACACGUUUGAAUUAACGGUCGUUGCUUGUUGUUGGGGUACUUAGACGUACAUACAUAUACAUACACCAGCCGGAAGACAUGGCGCUCACCGUUGCCGUUAUCAGCCCUCUCAUCCUGCUGGCCCUGUGCCAUACAACCAUGUCAAUUACUGUGCAAGAGUUUUUUCCGGAAGUUAAGAACAACUUAACAAUGCUAAGCUGGGCUCACAGGACUAACAACAAAACUGCACUGAUGAACGCUCUCAACUCAAAUUCGACCCACAUGAUUGAAGCCGAUGUAAUCAUGGGAACCAUGGGUAACAGCAACAACACGCUUCCAAUAAUGGGACAUCCACCAGCUAAUACAAGUGACCUGAGCUUACAACAGUUUCUUAAAGACGUCCUGGCCAACAAAAAGAAGGGCGUAAAACUUGACUUUAAAAGUAUUGAAGCCUUGCAGCAUAGUAUUAAAAUCCUUCAGGCCACAGCUGACCUAGAUAAAAUCCCAGUGUGGCUGAACGGAGACAUCCUCAAAGGGCCAAUGAAUGCUGCUCCACCACUUGACGCGGCUACAUUCCUCGCAGAAGCUGCCAAGCUACCCAAGACUGUUUUGUCGGUUGGCUGGACUACCAAUGUGACACAUCUCUCGGCGAAUACGACAGCUAACUACACAUCUGAGCAGAUAAAUGAAAUGUUGAAACUGGUAACCAGUCGAAAGAACACCAACCAGUCGAUAACUUACCCCGUGCGUGCAAUCUUCGCUGCUAACGACAAAGAUGGCUUCAAGCGACUGCUGAACAACACCGCCAUGCACACCCUAACCAUCUGGUCGUUAGAGGGAGAUGUGGUAAAUGCCACCCUUCUUUCCAAGGUGAUCAAAAAUAUCGGACUUGACAAGGUCUACCUCGACGUGCCAGCCACUCUUUACCAAAAGCUUGACCUUUCUAACUCAGCGCCUGCUGCCAAAAACUCGUUAAUCAUUCUGUUGGCAGCAAUGAUCACCACCUUCUUCAGCUCUAGGUUUUUGUGAAUUCCAGGCUUGUCGGAUUGCAAGUGAAUUUUAAAAAUGAAAGUAAGAGCAAAAGAAUGCAAGAAAAGGAAGUAGGAAAAAUCGAGGAACGAAAAAUUAUGAUUAAAGUGAAAAAGAAAAAAAAAUGUGAACGAAGCGUUGGUUUCGAAUAUUUGCACAAAGCAAUGUGGAUAUUUUUAGUAUUUUUGUCAAAUGUAUGGAUGGAUCACAGUUAUUUAGCUGCUGGUCUUGAUCCGCGUGACUUAAAAGAAGCUUUUGUUUGUGUGGUUAAAAGUAUAAUUAUUUCAUUCCCUGUGGGAAUCAAAGCUCGAAACCGUAUAUUGAGACGAAGUUUAAGAUUAACAGAUGAGUACACCACAUGUUAGUACAGUAUUAGUUGUGUUCAAUUUGAGAACUGGGUUUAACUCCAUUGUUACACAGCUAUCAAAGUGUACAUCUAUAUUUUUAGUUGGAUCAUAGAUAUGGAUAUACAAUUAUGUGGGUUCAACCCGAUUUGUAAAUUAAACACACCUAUUGGAUAUUCCUAUUUGCAUUGUGUCUCUUGUAUUAGCCGAAGUUCGUUCUCUUUCUUGCAUCAGGUACGAAAAAAAAAGUCUUUAAUAAAUUAUAAUGUAAAGUGUCAAUUGCUUUUGUGAAUUUGAUUGUCUAAGUUAAUCAAUAAAAAGAUAUAAAAGAAAGCAUAAAA
Molecule: messenger RNA, 1789 nt
Organism: Copidosoma floridanum
Lineage: Eukaryota; Metazoa; Arthropoda; Insecta; Hymenoptera; Encyrtidae
Product: protein FAM151A
Source: RefSeq, a predicted model, not a curated record